GUAUCGUGCAGCGCUGAAAUUUGUGCGGCAGUGAAAAAUUUCUUCAAAAUAUUUUUGCAAAACUUUCAAUUUUUCUAUGAAAACUUAAGCGGUUUCGCGUGAAAAGUGUUGCUAAUUACAGUUAAGUGCCGCUGACAGCCAGUGUUGUUGAAAAUUAUUGCGUAACUGUGAAUUUUCACUGUGAAUUCGUGUGAAAAUCGUGCGUGUGCCAGUUUCCUAAGCGCGUGUGUUUGUGUGUGUGCGUCGCUGCCCAGUUGGUUUUUGGUGCAAACAAAACGCUGGCGCUCGAAAGCCUGCCAGAGCAAUUGUGUGUGUACUUACACUUUCGCGUGUUUAACUAAAUCGCAUUUGAUUAAAUAAUGGAGAGCGAAUCAGCGCUGAAUUAGCAAUGAAAUAAUCGAUUACCCAAGUGAUUACAAAGUAAUGCAAAGCGGCCUGUAUGUAAUCAAAGCGCUGGAGUGUCAAAUAUUCAACUAAAGUGAGCAACUAAAAAGGUGAACACGAAAAUACAUUCGCAAUUUCAAUCGACAUCAAAGUGUCACAUUGAGAGUGUAAAAGAGCAGGUCAAGUGCCAACUGCCAACUGCUCGAAUUGUCCAUUAAGAACAAAAGUGGAAAGCAGAGACUAGAAGCAUAAGGAGAUAAAACGAGAUGCACGAAAAACGAAAUUGCCGGAGAAACAAAGAAAUUGAAAGUUGAAAACUUCAACGAAGCACUUUAACGGCAAUUCACAACAAAAACUAAUUGUUGUAUUUGUAGUUGUGUGAAAAAUUUGUCAGAUUUUUUUUUAGUGUGAGCAAUCUGUAUUAAAAGCAGUGUAAAUUGUUGAAAAAAGGUGAAAAACAAGCCAAGAAAGGAGAGUGAGUGUGAGAGGCAAGUCGAAGGACAAACAAACAAAAGUGACAAAGUGAAAUUGCACGGUUGCAACGAAAAUAAUAAAAGCAAAUGAAAAAGUUGCAGAAAACUAAAUAAACUGCAAUGUAAAGAACUUAAACACUGCCGCACACAUACACACUCACCCCUGCGCGUAAGCAGCGUAAAGCAUACAAACAACAAUAAAAGUGAAUAAAGUGACAGCAAAGCUGUUGUAAAAAAAAUAAGUAGAGUGUGUAGCGUGGAAACAUUUGUUGAACAUUGCCAUAUAAUAAUAACAAAAACAACAAGUACCGCCAACCAACCAACGAAGUAGCCUUGCGGCAUACUGAGCAAUGGCAGCAGGUGCAACGCCAACAAAAGCAAUUGCAACAAAUGUUGCUGCUGCAAUCGCGCAAGUGGAGCAACAGCAUCGCCUGCAGGCACAACCACAAAGACAUCAACGGCACCAACCACAAUGGCUGCUGGUUGCCGCCAUCAUAUUGACACUGUUUACCGUGUCCAUUCAGGGCAUUACCGAGGAGCUGUCACCAGAUCAUGUCCGCGAAUUCAACUGUGGCAAAUUAUAUUACCGGACUUUCCAUAUGGAUGAGGUGAAGGACACGCUCUACGUAGGCGCUAUGGAUCGCGUGUUUCGUCUGAAUCUGAAAAAUAUUUCGUCAUCACAAUGCGAUCGCGAUGUUAUUAACUUGGAACCCACACGCGACGAUGUUGUCAGCUGCGUCUCCAAAGGCAAGAGCCAGAUUUUCGAUUGCAAGAAUCACAUACGUGUCAUACAAUCAAUGGAAAACGGCGACAGGCUUUACGUUUGCGGCACAAAUGCACACAAUCCCAAGGAUUAUGUCAUCUACUCCAACCUCACCCAUCUGCCUCGCUCGGAAUAUGUGAUUGGCGUUGGCCAAGGCAUCGCUAAAUGUCCCUACGAUCCACUAGAUAAUUCAACUGCCAUUUAUGUCGAAGAGGGCAAUCCUGGUGAUUUACCUGGUUUGUACUCAGGCACCAAUGCAGAAUUCACAAAAGCAGACACUGUGAUCUUUCGAACGGAUUUAUAUAAUACGACAGCAAAGCGUUUGGAAUAUAAAUUCAAGCGUACACUUAAAUAUGACUCCAAAUGGUUGGACAAACCCAACUUUGUCGGCUCCUUUGACAUUGGCGAGUAUGUGUAUUUCUUCUUCCGCGAAACUGCCGUCGAAUACAUCAAUUGCGGUAAGGCCGUGUACUCACGAAUUGCACGCGUUUGCAAAAAGGACAUUGGUGGUAAAAAUCUGCUCGCACACAAUUGGGCCACCUAUUUGAAGGCGCGUUUGAACUGCAGCAUCUCCGGCGAAUUUCCAUUCUAUUUCAAUGAAAUCCAAUCUGUAUAUCAGCUGCCAACGGAUAAGACACGUUUCUAUGCGACAUUCACGACCAGCACAAAUGGCUUAAUCGGCUCGGCGGUGUGCAGUUUCCACAUCAACGAAGUGCAAGCCGCUUUCAACGGUAAAUUUAAAGAACAAUCCUCAUCCAAUUCAGCUUGGCUGCCAGUUCUAAACUCACGUGUACCCGAACCACGUCCCGGCACCUGUGUGAACGACACCUCAAAUCUCCCAGACACCGUAUUGUACUUUAUACGCUCGCAUCCGCUUAUGGAUAAAGCUGUGAAUCAUGAACACAACAAUCCAGUUUAUUAUAAACGAGAUUUGGUAUUCACUAAGCUGGUUGUUGACAAAAUUCGCAUUGACAUACUCAACCAAGAAUAUACCGUCUACUAUGUGGGCACCAAUUUGGGACGUAUCUAUAAAAUCGUACAGUACUAUCGUAACGGUGAAUCGCUGUCGAAAUUGCUUGACAUCUUCGAUGUGGCACCGAAGGAGGCGAUACAGGUGAUGGGCCUCAGUCAGGCACGUAAAUCGCUCUAUGUUGCCACAGAUCAUCGCAUCAAGCAAAUCGAUUUGGCGAUGUGCAAUCGACGUUAUGACAAUUGCUUCCGUUGUGUGCGUGAUCCCUACUGCGGCUGGGACAAGGAGACGAACACAUGCCGUCCAUACGAAUUGGAUUUGUUGCAGGAUGUUGCCAACGAAACCAGUGAUAUUUGCGAUUCCAGCGUGUUGAAGAAGAAAAUCGUCGUCACCUAUGGACAGAGCGUGCAUUUGGGUUGCUUCGUCAAAAUACCAGAGGUGCUGAAGAACGAGCAAGUUACCUGGUAUCAUCACUCCAAGGAUAAGGGGCGCUACGAAAUCAAGUACAGUCCCACCAAAUAUAUUGAGACCACUGAACGCGGUUUGGUUGUCGUAUCGGUGAAUGAAGCGGAUGGCGGUCGCUAUGAUUGCCAUUUGGGCGGCUCCUUAUUGUGCAGCUACAACAUCACCGUCGAUGCACACAGAUGCACUCCGCCAAACAAAAGCAACGAUUAUCAGAAAAUCUACUCGGACUGGUGCCACGAAUUUGAAAAAUACAAAACCGCCAUGAAAUCGUGGGAAAAGAAACAGGCGCAAUGCUCUUCGCGCCAGAACUUCAGCAACCAGCAUCCCAAUGAAGUUUUUCGUAAAAACAAUGUCUGAUAUCAAGAAAAUCAACUGCAACUAACUUCCAUAAAACUGCAUCUAUAAGAGGUAAAGAUUGAUCGCGAACAACUAAUGGCUAUCAACUGAGGAGUUGGCGAACUGAGCGGUUAAAAUUGACAUGUUAAGAGACUAACUAGCGACUGGUAAUAAAGAUGUAACGUGAGGAGCUUUCAUAUAUAGUAUGUCUAAUAUUAUGAAAGCUUGGCAACGGUGAAGAGGUUUAAAAUUGAGUACUAGAUAUGGCACCAAAGGGCGGCGUGCAUGAAAGCUUUUAAUAUUUUAAGUUCACAAGAUCGAGAAACAUCGAUACUACAUUAGAUACAUACUUAUAGACCAACAUUCAAGCGUUCAUGAAAAGUUAAAAAUUUAAUUAAUGACAUAAAACAGUUAUAAAAUAAAAUUUAACAAGCAUAAACAAAAUUGAAUACACUCAAGCAAUCGCAUUAUAGCUAAAAAAAUACAAAAUAUUAAGUUAAAAAAAUAACAAAAAAUUAAUACUGUAAGAUACUUAAAAUUAAUAAUAAACAACUUAAAAUGAACCAAACAAAAGCAGAUAAAAAACACAAAAACAACACAAACAUAAAGCAAGCAAAGCAAAAAUCUACAAAACCAACGAAAGUUCCCGCAUUGAAACAUGGUUGAAACACACACUUUGAAACAAGAACAUAAAAAUAAUUAAAGUAAAAAUAGCACAGGAUUACAAGCAUAAAGGCGAUCCUUAAAUGCGUAAAGCAAAAAAAGCUUAAACAGCCAUACAAAUACAAAAAAAAAAUGCAAUUAAAAAACACUCAUGCAUGCAUAGACCAGCAUAACAACAACAAACAGUAAAUAAAUCAUUUACACAAAUGAAAAAAUGUGAAGCGCAAUGCAAAAACAACAAAAGCACAAACAGAUUAUUGGUAAAACGAUAAAUACAAAAGCAACGCGGCUUAAUUUUUUCGCAAUAAAUAGGCGUUAAAUACAUAGGCUAAUAAAUAUUGACAGUAAAAACAAUAAUUAUACACAAAUUAAAUCAUGAAGAAGGCGGGAAAAAAGGCAAGCUGUGUAGCACAUGCAAUUGGCAACAAUUCAAAUUCAAUAAAAGGCAAUACAUUUUUUUGAAGAGACCGUAAACAAUUGGCGCCGAACUGAUAGCAUUAAGUUACCAUUUUUUACAAGCUCAUAAUUUUACAAUAACAACAGCAAGCAAAUCUAGCAGUUGAAACAAAGUUUAAAAGCAGGCGGUUUAAGCAAGAACAUAGCGGUAUAAGAAUGUAAGUAGAAUCAUGGUACUACAGAUUUUAGCUUUUGAGGUUAGAUUACAUUUUUCAAGAGUUUUCCAAUGCAUUAAUGGGUUAACUUAACUUUUAUAUUGUCAACACGAAUUACUCCUGAGCCUUUCUUAUAAAAUAUUAAAAAUGAAAGAAGCUUUUAUACAUACUUUUCUAUUCUCAAAUCGAGUUACAACUGAGCUUUUCGUAUAAAAGGUCACACAUUUUUAAACAUCAGUAUUCUAUUAAGUUAGUACAAGUGAUAGCGUCUGUUAGUUAGGAACCUUGAAAGAUUUUAUUCAAAAUUUCGAAGCUUAAAGCUUAGGUCAAAGUUUACAUUUUUUAUUUACUGUACAUACAUCUGUGUAUGAUACAAGUAAAAGCAUCUGUAACUUUUUGAGCCUUGAAAGCUUUUGCUCAAAAUUGUGAGCUUAAAGCUCAGGUCAGCACUCGAUCAGAACCCCACAUGUUAUUUGAUAUGAUCUUUGAUUAGUACAAGUAGCAGAGCUCGUAAUUUUAUCAACCUUGAAAGCUUUUGUUUAAAGUUCCGAAGCUUAAAGCUCAAAUCAGCACUUCACACGCCCCUACAUGUUAUUCUGUGUUUGAAACAAGUGAUAGCGCCUGUUACUUAAUGAUCUUUGAAAGCUUUUGCUUAAAAUUUCUCAGCUUAAGCUUUCUCAAAUCAGCACUCCAUAAGAGCGUAUAACUUGCUACACAUAUUUUUGUCUUAAAAAUUACGCUAAAAUACUGAUGUUAACACUCUUGUCUCAAUAUUCCAUCAAUAUCUAAAGCUUAAAUAAAGUUUUAAUAUCAGUCACGGACAAAUAUGAUAUUCUAUAACCUUAACGUAGUAAAUAUUAACACCACCUAUCUCUUUCGCAAUAAAUACAAUCAUGUUUCAAAUUUUUUUCAGCUAUAUUUAACGUUUUUGCUUAACGAAAAAUUAAGUUUGAAAAAAAAAAUAUUCUUGGCAAUUUGAUAUAUUUUAGAUUUUUGUUUAGAAAAAAGUCCGAAAGCUCUGAGUUGAAUAUUAUAGAAAGAGGCAGAGACGAAAUUGAUCGUGCAGUUUUCUAAAAACUUUUUGGUUUCUAAAAUAUAUGCAGUCAACCAUAAAAGCUUUUUUUAGAACUUAAAGUUCACUGAAUUAACUAUUUCAAGAGUACGUGGCAGAAAAAUAUCAUGCGAUUUUCUAAGUAAAUUGUAGGUGUAAUAGAAAAAAAUUUUUUUGGAGCUUAAAGCUUUACACGGUUCUCGAGAAAAACUGUGGUUAGCAAAAUUCUGUAAAUCUUGUACCAAAUUGGCAAUAAGUUAAAAAUUACAAAAAUGUUUUCUUGGAAUAUUAUUUACAGUUACAUAAAAGUUCACAUUAUCGAAAUAUAAUUCAGGUCACUCCAAAAGCGCUGCCUUAAACUUGUUCAGUUGUUGAUAUGAAAAGCUCUUAUGUAUUCUUUACUAAAUGUUUCGUAGAAACAAUUUAAUCUGCUGAAUAAAGGAACACUGAAAACUCUUGGGAAAAAGCUUAAAAUAUGCUCAAAGCUUAGACCAUAAACUUCAAGCGUUUGUAAGCUAUUACAAAUUCACUUUAAAUACAAAAAAUCGCAACGAAUUCAACAGUUUUAUUUUGCCCCUACGCUUGAAACUGCGUUGAAGGAAUAAUACUUUACAGGUUGUCCCAAAUUUAGAUUUACCGCUAUUUCAAUUAAUCUUCAGAGUUGACGAAGUUGAAACACUAUAAAGAUCAUAUUUUGUUUGAAAUUUUCAAACUGCGGCCGCGAAACUUUCAUUGCUUUUGAAAUAUUGAUCAAUAAUAAAAACACAUUGUUCUAUUGAGUAACGCUCCUUUUUUCUUAAGCCUAAACUGUCAGCCGUCGCUUUUUUUGGGGACACCUUGCAUUCAGUUCCAAUCUUGCGUUUACUUUUGGAAGCGCUUUAUACAAGUAUAUCACCAUGACUUUUUUUGAUUAAAAACACAUAAAUUUACCGCUUAAAAUACUCUAUCGCCAGCUCAAGUCUAUAACUAAAGCUCACAUACUAUAUAUCGUCACCUAAAAUGCAAAAUAACGUAUCAUCAUAUUUUAUAACGAAAACCCAAAUUUUGUUCCAAUAUGAGUAAUUUCUAUUAUAACGAUUUUCCUUCGCCUCUAAACUUUUGAAAAAUGAUGCUACGUUAUUUUGCAUUUUAGGUGACGAAAUACUCUUCAGACCGUUUGCGUUGCCUCUAAACUAAACUAUCUAUUUUCCUUUCAAUGAACUAGUAUUAAACAGAAUUUUGAAUAAAUGCAUGUGUAGACGAAAUCAUAAGAAAUAAAUUACGCGUAUUAAAAGUGAAAAUCGACAAGCAAUGUGAUGUUAAGUUUGAAUGCAUUUAACUAUUAUUGAGAGAAAAACAACUAUAACUAUGAGCAAUUUCGCUUGAAACCUAUGAAGUAUUUGCUACAUAAAAGUAAAAAAAAAACUAAUGAAAAUUUAACCAAUGCACCUUAAGUUACUCUAAUAUAUUUUUAAUCACAAAAUACAUACUUUAAACAUAUAAAAUAAAAUAAAACAUAAUCUAACAAAAGUAAAUGAAAAGUAGAAAAAUGCGCAAAAGCAACAGCAGUCCAUAGCUUUUAAGUCAAAGUGCAUUCGACUAUUUAAAUGGAAUGUUUAACAGCAAAAAGAACAAAAGGGAAUCAAUUCCUUUGGUCAUUUUAUAUAAUUUCUCAUGAAAACAUUUUUAGUUUUGCGUAAUAAAAAUUUAAUAAAUCAGUAAAUACUUGAAAGCGUAUUGCCUUUUUUAAAAUACGACAAAUUGCAAGAAGAAUUCCUAGCAAUGCAUUUACUUUUUAUUAAAACAAAGUAUUUCCACUAAAAUAACGCAAAAUCGAAAAGCAUAAUAUUAUUUUAAAAUCCUGCUCUUCACUUCAUCACACAUUUCUUGACUUGUUUGGGAACCACUCGUACUUAUCGUAAAUGUUUGUUGCAUUUUAUUCUCAUAAAAUCAAUCUAAAAGUUAUAUACAUACAUACAUAUCUGUUCGUACAUUUGUGUGUGCAUUUCUGUAGUUAAGUUAAAUUUUUGAUAGUACAUUGUAAUUUAAAGAUAAACAAAAAGCAAAACAAAAGAAAAUAAUUUUAAAUGCA
Messenger RNA from Bactrocera neohumeralis, 7787 nucleotides. Its product is annotated as semaphorin-2A. Gene Ontology annotation, molecular function: semaphorin receptor binding; chemorepellent activity. The coding region runs from base 1208 to 3412 and encodes 734 amino acids. The record is from RefSeq and is a predicted model, not a curated record. NCBI's taxonomy places the organism in Eukaryota, Metazoa, Arthropoda, Insecta, Diptera, Tephritidae. Gene Ontology annotation, biological process: positive regulation of cell migration; neural crest cell migration; axon guidance. The transcript has 15 exons.